GGUUGUGCCGAAUGCCAUUACGCCUUGGUAGAUAGUCCUGAGCCGGUCGACUCGGCAAGCACACAUCCGGUGAUUCGCUGAAGAUGAGCCGCUUUGCUGGCGUGUGCGGCCGCCCAGGCUUCCGGAGCGGCGAGAUCCACAGGACAGGGAGUGCAUGACAGAGGCGGAUCACCUUGCCUUCAUGCGCCGCACCCUGGCCCGGAACCGGGUGCAGAGCGCCCAGCUGGAAGCCCAGAAGCGGCAGCAGAGCCAAAUCCUCGCAGAGGAAUAUCGGCAACGCAUGGAGGAACAGGCAGCGCAGCGGAAAGAGGAGCGGCAGCGCACUUUGGCGCAGCUCAAGGCGCGUGCGCAGGCGAGCUCGCCCACGCCGGAGCCGUUGGAAGCGGAGCAGGACCCAGAGGUGAGCGCGCUGCUACAGCGCAGGCCCUCGCUGCGGCAGCGGCUGAGAGUGGUGCCUUCGGUGAAGUCCUUGAGCAAGACCUCCAGAUCCUCGAGCCCCAGGAAGCCCCGGGUGCCGCCAGCGCCGCGGCCCAAGGCGUCGCAGGCCAAGGAAGCGGAGGUCCCUUCGGCCCAGCAGCCGCAGAUGCCCCGAAAGGAGCACCUGCGUGCCACUCAGCACCAGCUGCUGAAAUCGUGCGGCGUGGUCAUUUACAAGCAGCAGAUGAAGGAACACUUCAAGCGGAUCGCGGAGGCAGUGGAGGUGGGCUAUGGUGCCAGCGCGGGCCUGCAGAAGUCCAUCUUGUCCAACCUCGCCAGGCCGGUGCUUUCUGAGCGUAGCCGCGCUCCCUAGCGAGCAGCUUCGCUUAGCUUUCGGCACUCCUGGGGUCCAUGUUGGGCGAACGUUUGGGUCAGCGUUUGGUACGCCUUUUCCGUUUGGGC
This is a messenger RNA of Effrenium voratum, 879 nucleotides long. Lineage: Eukaryota; Dinophyceae; Suessiales; Symbiodiniaceae. The record is from the annotation of a GenBank genome assembly.